CUCGAGACGAUCCAGGCAGCGCUGGUUGCUGAUCCAGGCAACGCACAGCAGACGGCGCAUAAGGGCGAGGUCGUGACGGCGCUCAAGGCGCGCCUCGCGGAGGUGAUGGCGAAGCUGGAGAACGACGCAGACAAUGAGGAGAUGCUCACCCUCGCCGCCGAUCUUGGAGAGGUGAUCGAAAAUGCCGAGAAGUAG
Emiliania huxleyi CCMP1516 is the source of this 195-nucleotide messenger RNA. RefSeq lists its product as hypothetical. Lineage: Eukaryota; Haptophyta; Isochrysidales; Noelaerhabdaceae. The transcript has a single exon. The record is from RefSeq and is a predicted model, not a curated record. The annotation marks the transcript as partial.